Salmo salar (Atlantic salmon) is the source of this 1281-nucleotide messenger RNA. RefSeq names its product myosin light polypeptide 6. Gene Ontology annotation, molecular function: structural constituent of muscle; calcium ion binding. Gene Ontology annotation, cellular component: myosin II complex. Lineage: Eukaryota; Metazoa; Chordata; Actinopteri; Salmoniformes; Salmonidae. The record is from RefSeq and is a predicted model, not a curated record.
AUAUAUAUAUCAAUGAUUUUACCAUGGAAAGGGGCCAGGACAGGGACCAUGCGCACUGCGCAGAUGCAGCACAGAGGAGCUAUGACGAGCAAGUAAACACUGCUGUGCUAGUACUAGUAGGGCUUUUCCUUUUCCACAUUCCUCCAGCUUCGGACGUCUUCGACACACUCCAACGGCCACAGAUAUGUCUGACUUCUCAGAAGAUCAAAUCAUGGAUUGAGUUUAACCUGGAUCAAAUACACGAGUUUAAGGAGGCUUUCCUCCUCUUCGACAGAACCGGCGAUGGGAAGAUCAGUUACAGUCAGUGCGGCGACGUCAUGCGGGCGUUGGGCCAGAACCCCGUCAAUGCAGAGGUCCUCAAGGUCCUGGGCAACCCCAAGGCUGAGGGUGAGGAGAUGAACCACAAGAUGCUUGACUUUGAGCAGUUCCUGCCCAUGCUGCAGGCCAUCGCUAAGAAUAAAGACCAGGGCUCCUUUGAGGAUUUCGUUGAGGGACUGCGCGUCUUUGAUAAGGAGGGCAACGGCACCGUAAUGGGGGCAGAGCUGCGUCACGUCCUCACCACACUAGGGGAGAAGAUGACGGAGGAGGAGGUAGAGACGCUUCUUGCCGGACACGAGGACGCUAAUGGCUGUAUUAACUAUGAAGAACUCGUCCGGAUGGUCAUGAGCGGUUGAAAAUCGGGAAGAACAUUCCUUCCUAAUUCUUCGUUUUCACCGUGUUUAUUUCUGUGACAUAUUUCCCCUCUUUGCAACUAGUUUCCAGUCCUGCCCGUUUCCUUUCCUGUGCAGUCUUAUUAUAUCUUCACGCCUCUUUUCUUUCGAAAGUGCCUUUACAUUCCCAAGUUAAGACCAUUAGUGACCCAAGCUUAUUAUUUUUAUGCGUCAGCCUGGUCAAUUGAAUUAAGAAUAAGACAAACUUGCAUGUAAUUAGAAGCUUGUGUGCUGCUGACGUGACCAGCAAUAACAUUCCGAGAGAGAGCACUUCAUACCAACUGUUUGCGCUGUCAUGCCAGUUUGACAACUCUGUCAAUGGUAUGACAGUGACAGCAAUGGAGUUGUCAAGACAGCACAAAAAGAUCUGAGACCAGGCUAAUGAAGACUUGCUUUGGCUGGGAAUGUCUCCCUUCCUUUCGCUGCCAGAGCUAUGCAGUUAGUUAACCAAUAUGUAUAAGAAGCCAUACAAUCAUGACGACAUAGAAAUCCAUGAGGUUCAGUGGAUUUUUCUUAUUUUUUUCUUCCCUUUAUUUGUUGCAGCGUUCAAAUAAAAGAUUUUCUGAAAACA